AGAAUCUCCUUUUUUCCUUUUUAGUUCUUGUCUGGGAAUCAUUUACAGUCUUAAUACUGUAGAACUCAUAAAUAUUAAGGCCAUACCGCCGUUCGUUGAUUGCAAGCUAGGGCCAUCUAUCGACAUCUGUUUACUCUAUCGGGGCGGAUCCUAAAUUGCCGCGACGUGGCGCAGCUUGUAUCUUGAAACUUCAGUGCCGGAGGCCCAUUACAUGCUUUCUACCCGACGGCUGCUGCUACGGUCCUGAUAACGUCCGUAUUUCAGCGCGCCUCUCGUCUCGCAGAGAGCUAUGACCGAAGAACUGGUCAUCGUGGACACGGACGUGGGCGUGGACGACGCGAUGGCGCUCCUGCUGGCCCUGUCCAACCCGUCCCACUGCAGGGUGCUGGCCAUCACGUGCGUCGCAGGCAACGUGGACCUGCCUAGGGUGUACACCAACACCCUGCGCAUCCUCAACUUCUGCAAACAGCUGCAGAUUCCUGUCUACCGGGGCUGCGAGCGUCCACUGGUGCAAAAGGGGGUGACGUGCCCCCAGUGCCACGGCCAGGACGGGCUGGGCGGCGUGGCCGAACAGCUGCCUCUGCCGGACAACCACGCGGAGGAGCCUUGCAAGCACGCCUCGGCCGCCAUGGUGGAGCUGGUCCGGGCCCAUCCAGGCUCGGUCACCCUGGUCGCGCUGGGGCCCCUCAGCAACGUGGCGCUGGCGCAGCGGCUGGACCCCGGAUUCCUGGGCGCCCUGAAGCGUCUGGUCAUCAUGGGAGGCACCUUUGACGCCCGGGGCAACGAGACGGCCGUCGGAGAGUUCAACUUCGCAUGGGAUCCUGAAGCGGCCAGCGUGGUCCUCAGCGAGGCCGAGUGCGAGACCAAACUCCUCACCUUCGAACUUUGUCUACAACACACCAUCGACUGGGCCUGGUACGACCGGUGGGUUAGCGGCGACUCUCCCAAGGCGCGGCUGGUGAAGGCGGUGACGGAGUGCACGAAGCAGCGCCAGCGCCUCGAGCUCCACCAGCGGGGCUUCUCGUGCUGCGACAUGCUGGCCAUGGCGGCCGCGCUGCAUCCCUCGUUGGUGACGCGCUGCGAGGCGUUCCCCGCCUGGGUGGAGCUUCACGGCGCCACCACUAGGGGCAUGUUGGUGGUGGACCGGCGGCCCAGCAUCAAAUGGAACCACGGGCGCCCGCCCCACGUCCAGUUCCUUCUAGGGUUCGACGUGGAGGCGCUCAAGGAGCUCUACGAGCAGAUGCUGCGCUGAGCCAACGCCUUUUUUACACGUUGGCACCUCAAGAACCAUGGAACAAAAAAAAAAAAAAAAGUUCGGCUUUUUGCGGAGCAUUACUAAUUUUCCCCCUUAUGUGGAGCAUUGAGGUAUAUGUAGGUGCAUUUUAUAUUAAAUAUGUGUUAUCUUAUCAAGAAGUGCAUCUUUCAAACGCCA
Messenger RNA from Ixodes scapularis (black-legged tick), 1432 nucleotides. Its product is annotated as inosine-uridine preferring nucleoside hydrolase. NCBI's taxonomy places the organism in Eukaryota, Metazoa, Arthropoda, Arachnida, Ixodida, Ixodidae. Gene Ontology annotation, molecular function: hydrolase activity, hydrolyzing N-glycosyl compounds. The coding region runs from base 290 to 1252 and encodes 320 amino acids. The record is from RefSeq and is a predicted model, not a curated record. The transcript has 4 exons.